Messenger RNA from Sphenostylis stenocarpa, 432 nucleotides. The record is from the annotation of a GenBank genome assembly. NCBI's taxonomy places the organism in Eukaryota, Viridiplantae, Streptophyta, Magnoliopsida, Fabales, Fabaceae.
AUGCAGCUGCAAGAUGGUUCUGUCGGUAAAGUGAUUAACUUUAUAACCUCACAUGUUGUGGCUACGUCCUUCGCCGGAAUAAUUUCGGAGCAGUCAAGGGUGGUCGCCGACCACAGCAUCAUUCCCCACCUACGAACAACAGACUCUGGCCGUCUCAUAAAGUUUGAGAAGUUCUCUCACUAUGUUGCUAGACAACUGGGAUUGGCAGAGAGCGAGGGUCCAGAAGUGUGCAGAUUGGCAAAUGAGUAUUUGAUGAAAUCGAAGGAAUGUGUGGAAAGUAUCGUUCAAUAUUUUGCCCAUCAGAACGAUCCUACUUUACCAGCAAAAUUGAUUCAUGAGUUUGACCGGUGCAUCCUCAGUUAUUUCGCGUUUCACUGGAACCAGCCUUCUUUGCUCAUUAGUCAGGUAUACUUUCACUACCUCAAUUAUUAA